This is a messenger RNA of Pocillopora verrucosa, 1658 nucleotides long. RefSeq names its product ras-related protein Rap-1A. Gene Ontology annotation, biological process: cellular response to cAMP; negative regulation of synaptic vesicle exocytosis; Rap protein signal transduction. The record is from RefSeq and is a predicted model, not a curated record. Gene Ontology annotation, molecular function: GTP binding; GTPase activity; GDP binding. Gene Ontology annotation, cellular component: plasma membrane. Lineage: Eukaryota; Metazoa; Cnidaria; Anthozoa; Scleractinia; Pocilloporidae.
UCCAGAGUGACGUACACACCCGUUCGUAUUGCUCCGAAUCGUCGUGAAGGAGCGUCCUAGCUUGUGUAUAUUGUUUUCUUUUUAAAAAACCAACCGUUGUUUCAGCCUGCUGAAGGUGUCGAAGUGAAGUUUCCUUUCCAAGAUGCGUGAAUACAAACUGGUUGUUCUUGGUUCUGGAGGAGUUGGCAAGAGUGCUCUGACUGUUCAGUUUGUGCAAGGAAUUUUCGUCGAAAAGUAUGACCCGACGAUCGAAGAUUCAUAUCGAAAACAAGUUGAAGUCGACGGGCAGCAGUGUAUGCUGGAAAUAUUGGACACAGCAGGAACGGAACAGUUUACAGCCAUGCGGGAUUUGUACAUGAAGAAUGGUCAAGGCUUUGUUUUGGUCUACUCAAUCACAGCGCAAUCUACGUUCAAUGACCUUGGGGACUUGAGAGAUCAGAUUUUAAGAGUGAAGGACACAGAGGAUGUUCCAAUGGUCCUUGUUGGUAAUAAAUGUGAUUUGGAAGAUGAAAGAGUGGUUGGGAAAGACCAAGGACAAAACUUAGCAAAAUUAUUUAAUAACUGCGCCUUCCUUGAAACAUCUGCAAAAUCAAAGAUCAAUGUGAAUGAAAUAUUUUACGACCUAGUCAGACAGAUAAACAGAAAAACACCAGAAACUAAGAAGAAGAAGAAGAAGAAGGGUUGCGUGCUGUUGUGAUGAUUCCAUUUGAACAUUUUUCAGUAGAAAAACUGGAGAUCUGCGUCAGAUGUUUGUGACUGAAUGGCUUAUGAUUCAGGCUGAACAUCCAAAAUUGUUUGUAAAUUAUUUUGUGAACGCUGCUGGCAGAAGAUGGGAAAGGAGAGAUCAGACAGUAAACUAAAGUUAUCAUAACAGACUUGUGGUUGUUUUACAUACAAAUUGUAGGACACCUUGGGAAAUAUUUUUAAAAUACAGUAAAAACAUAAUUUUUUUAUGUUGAACAUGUACAGUACUUACUGUAAAAUCUCUGCUUGAAUGAUGUGAGUGCUAGAUAGAUAGUAGACAUAGUCUUGGGGAAUAAGAGAGAGGUUGGGAAGGAAGUUCUCUAAGUUGUAAGCUUUUUAUUUACAGUGUUGUGUGGUUUUCUGACGUUGUAAAAUUCAUGCGUUUUUAUGCAAUUUAUUUCUUUUAUCUUUUUUCUUGUUUAAGUGACUACUGAAAUAAACUUUUUAUAUGUUAAGAAUUGCUCUUAGACAUUGAUCUCUACAAUUCGUAGAUCAGUAUUCUAUCAUGACUUCAUGGAGAACACAAUUCCUUAACUGUCUUGUGAUCAUUGCCUUCAUGUGUUGUAUGAUAAUUAUACAAUGAUAAAAUUAUUACAAAUCGUCAGUGGAAUCCAGAAAUCUUUGAAUUCAUGAUAGAGUGCAAAUUAUCCAGACAGUCAGCAUUUUAAUUUGUAACGUUUUGGUUCAUUAUUAUUUGUAUUUGAAUCAAGCCAUCAUUUCCAUGCGCAUUUUGACAUGGCAAAUGAUUUGCUUGAGAUAUUACUUGAACUGAAGAGAAUUAAGUAUGGAUCACGAAAGUCCCACCACGGCCAAAAACUAUUGCAACAAAGGUUUAUAAAAGCCAAUUUUAUUUGGAUUGUUUUCAUCAAUUUAUUCCUAUAUCUCAGAUGAUAAUAAAACGUAGUGUGAAAGAA